AUGGCGGCCUGCUGUGUGCGUCGCGCUGUCUCAGGUUCAGGUGUCCAGGAGGAAACGCUGCAGAGCGGCGGCUGUGACUCCGGAGUCUGUGCAGGGGACGCGCUCGGCAUGCUGGAGCUCACAGAGUGGAGGAGGAGGAAGAGGAAGAGUGCUGUGGCGGCAGUCGCUUUUUCCCUGUUCGGCAGUACUGAUGAAGACCAACGAGAUGAAGCCCAGCAGAAAGAGGAUGAAAUGAUCCUGCUGCUGAAGAAGGCCAAGCUCAGUAUAUAUCGGGGGCAGCUGCAGGCCGCCUCUGGUUUCCUCCAUCAGGCCGUGGUUCUGGCUCAUCAGACCCACAACCAGGCCAUCAUCUACACCUACAGUCUGAUGGCGAAUCUGGCCUACGUUCAGGGUCAGCUGGAGCACGCAGAGAAACUCUUCAAGGCGGCGAUGAGCUUCAUGCUGUCGGGAGGAACUCCACAGGACGACAACGCUGUCAUCGAGAUGUCUCUGAAGCUCGCCACCAUCUACGCCGAGCAGAGCAAGGCGGAGCUUGCAGAGCACGGGUUCAGGUUCUGUACGGUCCUGGAGGCCAAACUGGAGAAACAGAAGGAGGUCCCUGCAGAGGAGCGGACAGAGGAGCAGGAAGAUCUGAGGAAGGAGACCCGCCUCCUGCUCGGUCUGUGUUUGGACUCGCGGGCUCGAUACCGAGCUUCAACGUUGCACCUGAAGCAGGCCGGACAGGACUACCAGAACGCCCUGAACAUCUGCCGCCAGGAGCAGGGAGAGACACACCCCCAGACUCUGGUGCUGAUGAGCGACCUGGCCACCAUCUUGGAUCUGCAGGGUCGCCAUGACGACGCCCUGGCGCUGGUCCAGCAGGCCGUGGAUCUGAGCCGCUCCGCCGGACACCCGGACCAGCACGUGCUGCUGGGAAACAUGGCCGGCAUUCUGCUGCACAAAGGCCAGCUGGAGGACUCAGUGCGGCUCUACCAGGAGGCUCUGAGUCUGGCUCGGCAGGCCGGAGACCAGGAGGCUGUGGACCAGAUCCAGGAGGGACUGAAGGAGGUGAAGAAGAGGAGGAGCGAGGAGAGGAAGGAGGAGAAGAAGUGAUCGGUUCUCCUGAGAACUCAUCGGCCUACAACAAACUGUAUCUGACUCCUGGAUCCGGGUGACCCCGACCCCCAUCAGGACAGAGACCCUGAUAUACCUAUUGAUUACCUUCACGCUGUGAUGUUUGUGUUUGUGUGAAACAGUCUGAAAUAAAACUCUUUGUCCUGUAGUGAA
Molecule: messenger RNA, 1266 nt
Organism: Micropterus salmoides (largemouth bass)
Lineage: Eukaryota; Metazoa; Chordata; Actinopteri; Centrarchiformes; Centrarchidae
Product: tetratricopeptide repeat protein 19, mitochondrial-like
Biological process (GO): mitochondrial respiratory chain complex III assembly
Cellular component (GO): mitochondrial inner membrane
Molecular function (GO): protein binding
Source: RefSeq, a predicted model, not a curated record